Molecule: messenger RNA, 297 nt
Organism: Ostertagia ostertagi
Lineage: Eukaryota; Metazoa; Nematoda; Chromadorea; Rhabditida; Trichostrongylidae
Source: the annotation of a GenBank genome assembly
AUGCGUGAAAAUCAUCCAUACUUCGAUCGCCCGUUGUUCCUCAUUGGAAGAGCGUCUCGAUUACGAGAAUUCUGCAAAAAAGUUGUUCAUUCGCGGUAUAACUGUCAAGAUGAUGGUACUAAUGGUGGAGUGAAAACAAAGCGACGCUUCAAAGAGAUACGCACACUCAUCGGAAUUAUGCCUUAUUUGGAUUGGGGUAUGGUAACAAUAACGAUACUGUCGUGUAUUUCGAUGUUGUUCGAGAGCCCAUGGCCUACCACCGGUGAAAACCUCGUCAUGAAUAAUCUCUACCUGCAG